Molecule: messenger RNA, 2302 nt
Organism: Daphnia magna
Lineage: Eukaryota; Metazoa; Arthropoda; Branchiopoda; Diplostraca; Daphniidae
Product: myb-like protein V
Exons: 4
Coding region: 75-2129 (684 amino acids)
Biological process (GO): DNA-templated transcription initiation
Cellular component (GO): RNA polymerase I complex
Source: RefSeq, a predicted model, not a curated record
AAAAAUCUACAUUGCAAUUUUCCCGCUAGAUCAGUUUAAUGUAAACUUGACAACAACUACUUGGUGCAGUUAAAAUGGCGCUCGGUAGUGCUUCAAAUUCUCUGAGAAAAGAUUUUUGGAAAGAAAUUUCGUGUAAUUCAUCAUCAGCAGUAAAAGUUGUUCAUGAAAAAUUGCAUCUUUGUAUUCCUCCAUAUUACUUGAGUGAUCUAGGCAAAAGUGUAGCAUCUGUUAUAGAUUGCAGAUUGAUUCGCUACGAACCAGACCUUGGUGGAAUUUUGGCUGGCUACGGAAACCUCGCUAUUCGAGAAUCUAAAGCCCAAACGCUCUUCAAUUUGAGUGACAUUCAUGUUGAUGUAGUAGGAAAUUUCUACAUUUUUAAUCCAGAAGUUAACCAGGAGCUCGUUGGGAUAGUGAACAGGAUAAGUGUUGAUCAUAUUGGUUGUCUUGUCCAUGGUCUUUUUAACAUUAGUCUUCCAAAACCGUUUAACGUAGCAUCUGAAAAUUGGUUGGGAAAACCUGCAAAAUUGCUAGACAAGGUCAAGUUUAGCAUCACAAAAGUUGAUCUAUAUAGCAUUGUUCCUUACAUAGAAGGAAAAAUUGUUGAAUUAAUACCUCAGGCUGAACCAAGUACUGAAUCAAGGCAAAGAACAAGCAGUGAUAGUGGAGUUGAGUUUGCAAGUGAGGAAUCUACAAAUAUAGCUCUAAGCCCAGAAGAAAGUAUGGAACAGAAGAGAUCUAAACUAUCACUGUCUCAGCGGAAAAAUGAAGCAAAGCUUUCACUUACAUCAAAGCUAAAUACUGUUCCAACACAAAAUGAGACUUGCAAAAUUAUGGAUGAAUUUAAUGAACAAGACAAGAAAAGAAAACGUAAAAUUUCUGAAGAUUCAGUAAUGAAGGAAACUCCUAAAAAGAAAAAAGCUAAACUAUUUGGAGGUAAAGGCAUUGAAUCUGAAAUCGAAGAUACUGCUCCAGUAGAAAGUUUAGCAACCAAUUUAUUUGAGAAGUUUUCAAAAAAACUGGAACAGUCAUCAACACCGUUUUGCCCACAGAAGAAAGCACAAAUCAGCAUACACACUGAAACUUCCAUAGAUGCAGAAUUAGUCGAAUCUAAUGUGGUGCUGGGUUCUGAAGAAUUGGCAGACCCAAUAAUGAAAGAACUUCAACAAACCAAAAGCAGUUUGAAAAAGAAGACAGGAAAAAGGAUUUUAGAAGGAAUCGAAGAACAGCCAAAGUCGCCAGAAAAAAUUAAGUCACAGCAAAAAUUAGAAGUUGAAUUCGAAAUGAAGAUCGAUUCUGACGAAGAAACAAAGAUUUCCUUCAAAACACCUUCAUCAGAGAAAAAAUCAAAAUCGCGUCUGGAAAAGAAAAACGAAGGAGGUUCAAAAUUAACAGAGAUGAAAACACCAGAAAAAUCUGUGAAUCAACCGGCUUCUCUUAAGAAGUCGAAGGACUCGAAAAAAGUGAAUGGUACGGCGACCCCCAGCAAAUCUUUAAAAAAGAAGGGUAUUGCACUUGAACAGGAGGGUGAAGAAGAAGACAAUGAAUCCAUCAUCCAAGAGCUGUUAGGACUUAGUCUUCCUAUUACCUCACCACAGUCUACUCCUGUAUUAAAAAAGAAACAAACUCCUUCGGCUAAAUCAGCAAAAUUGGCUGAGUCGGCGAAGAAGUUAAAAGCACUAGAAAAAAAGUUGGACUCAAUGCCAAAAUCUGUACAAGUUCAGGGUCCUGAAACUGCCUCCCCAAUGAAGAACCUGAAAGAAUCGUCAUUGUCAAAGAAGAGUCUAAAAGCUCUGGCAUCAGAAAUCAAGCAAACUCCAUCAGUUGAAAAAACAGAAAGUGUUUCAUCACCACCACGAACUCCAAAAGCUAACGGAUCAUCCAAAAAGCUCGUAAAGAACGCUUCGCCAGAAAAAAUAUCGAAUGCUUCUUUGUCGGAGAAAGAAGUAAAAUUUGAGCAACCGAAGAAAAGAGCCAAGUUAAGAUCAAAUAAGGAGAAGUCGUUGAAAUGUGAUGCUAGCUCCGGCGAUGAAUUUGAUCAAGAAGAAGCUAUUCUCAAGAUUUUGCAGUCAGUGCAACCAAAAGAAAAGUCAGAUAAAACUAAGACUAAAAGGAAGUCGGUUAAUUCUUAAAUUUCGAAGCAACUCUUGAACACGAUUAUUUUUCCGACCCGUCAUUCAUAAAUUUUGCUUUUCAGAAGAUCACUGGUAUUUUUUUUUUUUUUUUACGUUUCAUUGUCCUAAAUUGCAACGUGACAACUUUUAAGGUUAAAAGCAAGAGAAACAAUAAAAGACAGUUUAUUUCA